AAAGUUGACAAUAGAAUGUGUAUAGGUCUCCGCUCUCGAGGGCUCGCGGUCGCCAGCACGGCCAGCAAGUUGACAGUUUUGUAAGAGACAAUUUCGGCAAGGACACGGUUGGUUCAGCUUCAGCAAGGUUGAGCAGCGGGCCUGAAUGCAGGCUUCGUUUACGUUUCCGAGUCGCGGCCGUUUGCGCCACCGGCGCGUCGCGGGGAUGUUGCGCGUCGGUCAGGUGACAGGUCAGUGUCGUGUCGACCUCCUUCGACCGUGAGUCGUGACAUUGACAAUCGCUUUUUCCCUCGACGCUUUUACGUUGUAUACCAAUACUUUGAGUCAUCCUUAGUCUCUGCUGCGACGAUGUCAGAAAUAGCGCGUAAAAGGCCCCGUGUCUCACUUGAUGCCGACGCAGAGCAGAAGGUUCUACAAGAUCAUCCCGCGCUUUAUCACGACGACGGAAAUGUUAUACUCAGCUGCGGCAGCACGCUGUUCCGCGUCCAUCGCUCGAUUCUAUCGAAACACUCGCCCGUCUUUCGCGACAUCCUCGAGCGGAAGGAAGACACUAAAACGGAGAUACUACGAGGAUGUUUGCAUGUUGCCCUAGAAGACACAAAGGAGGAGGUCGAGGCGCUUCUGAACGUUAUUUACGAUGGCUUCCGUGUCGACUUUCCGGAUCUGACGGUGGUCAACUUCCCGACCCUUUCGAACAUCUUCCGCAUGGCCACGAAGUACCGCAUCGACCGUACGCAGACAGACAUUAUGAACAGGAUGAAGCAGGAGUGGCCGUACGACCUAGACAGACGCGAUGCACGCACUCAGGCUGGCCUCCGAAUCCAGCAGCAACGACAAGCUGCGAACGGCGCCGCCAAUGUUAACGUAAACGCCGCGCUCCUCGAGCAAGAGGAGCUCGCCGUGCCGCCCGCCACCGCCAUCGCCCUCCUCCGCAGCGGCGGGUGCACGGACAAAGAACUCCUCGUGCCACUCUUCUACGCCCUUAGUUGCAGCGCCUGGCAGUUCGGCGGACCUGCGGUCGGGCACCAUAUUGCGUCGCUGUCGCAUGCAGACAUCGAGCGGUUCGUUGUCGGCCUCGAGCAGAUACGCACUGCAUUUGCUUCAUUGGCGAUGACGAUGCCCGACUCUAAACAUGUCGCCAUACCGGCAUCACACAUGCCAUGCUACAAAGGUGUCUCACCCUUUUGGCAGGAGGCACUCACAAUCAAGCUGCAAGCGCAGUAUGCCGACGCGGCGCGGCGCCCUAUCGAACUGUUGAAGGACGCCCUCGCCCUCGCCAGGUCCCCAGGCUGUCUGGCAAAGCAUGGGCUUUGUCCGACGUGCGCCGCUUUGGUUGUCGCGUAUCUUGAACGCACACGGAACGAGUUUUGGAGCAAACUGCCGACGUUCUUUGGGCUAACGUAGAUGCUCUCUCCUUCCCUCACCAUUCACUCCCAUGCAGACAAUCUAUAAAAAUACCUUACCAGUGGCCUCCUGGGGCUUGGCCGAUCCUGCACUCGCUCGAUGGACCACCGGUUGACCCAGAACU
Molecule: messenger RNA, 1528 nt
Organism: Rhodofomes roseus
Lineage: Eukaryota; Fungi; Basidiomycota; Agaricomycetes; Polyporales; Fomitopsidaceae
Exons: 2
Coding region: 349-1404 (351 amino acids)
Molecular function (GO): protein binding
Source: RefSeq, a predicted model, not a curated record